Messenger RNA from Xenia sp. Carnegie-2017, 3514 nucleotides. RefSeq names its product rho GTPase-activating protein 39-like. The record is from RefSeq and is a predicted model, not a curated record. Gene Ontology annotation, biological process: signal transduction. NCBI's taxonomy places the organism in Eukaryota, Metazoa, Cnidaria, Anthozoa, Malacalcyonacea, Xeniidae. Gene Ontology annotation, molecular function: GTPase activator activity; protein binding. Gene Ontology annotation, cellular component: cytoskeleton; cytoplasm.
UGAAAGUGGUGCAUAUUUACUUCUAUGAAUCAGUGCUUCAUUAAGAUUAGAACCCAGGCUUCUUGUUCAUAUUUCUUUGAGCGCUAUUUAUUGGAGGCACGUCCGGCUCUUAAAGAAGACAUUACAGGGAAAAGUUGAUUUUUCUACGUGUAAGAAAUGGCUUCAAAAACAUCGAAACAGGAUUUUUUUAUGGUCAGUGUAGUAAAAAUCUAUUAAGAGAAACCACGACUCAUCAUGGCCGAAAGAAUUGAUUGGGUGGAAAUUCAGGAGCCUCAUUCUGGAGAUUUGAUGUAUGCCAAUAGAACUGGAGAAUGUUUAUGGGAAGCACCAAUAUCUGCCAAAGUGAAGAAAAGCAGCACAAAUCAAUGGUGGGAGCUUUAUGAUGAAAAGACAAGACGAUAUUAUUAUUAUAAUGCACACACAAAACAAACUGAAUGGAGGAAGCCAAAAGAUUGUGAUAUUAUAACUCUUGCAAAAUUACAGAAUUUGAAAGGAAGAGCAUCAAAGCGACGAUCCAGUUCAUCUAGAAAGGAAGGCUCAAGUCGUCGACGUGGUUCAACGCCGAAUAAAGAAGGUGGAAAGUUACAGAGUCAACGUGAUGACGAACGUUCGUUGCCAAGAAAGUACACUCGGCAUAAUUCUGGAGAAAGUCUCUCGUAUGCGAGAAAGACCAGCUCAUUCUCAAAGUCAGAGAACCAAGGGCAUUCUUCAAAAUUGAAUGAAACUAUAGGAAAUGACAAAGAGGGUACAUCUGGUGAUUACACAUUAGAUAAGGUGGAAACAAAAGAUAGCAGCAUUGAUGAUGAAAGUAAUUAUUUCAAGGGCUUUAGGAGGCGCUCAUCGGAAAAAGAAGAAAAUGUUGUUAUGAAUAUCCCUCAUAUGAACGUGAAACCUCAUACUUCUAAUUCAAAUAUGGAUCUUGAUGAUACAUCUUGUUCAUCGGAUAUGGACAAUACAACAAGACAUAUUAAAUAUCUUAACAUUAGCGGAGAAAUUACUGAAGAAUGUGACGAGGUGCCUUAUGAACUACAACAACCAGAUGACGCAGAUUGUAAUACAGAGGAAGAUGAAAGUUUUACAUCAUUUAAUGCUCUUGUUCCUCCACCAUUAAGUCCAUCAAUCAAAGGGAACAUGAUGAACUCUACAACAAUUCAUCAAUCCAACUACGUUAGUGAUGGCCCUGUUUCUGAGUCGGAGACGGCUGCUUUAAACGAUUCUCUAAACGACACCAGGAAUGUUGAAUCAAAUAUAAACGUAGAGCCGUCAACAAUUCCCCCUGAAGAAAAUAGUCCGUGGAUACACUCUGAGGAUAUACCUCGUACGACUUCCUUCUUUAAUAAAAUGGUUGAUCAACAGGGAAAUCUGAAAAUGUUUAAUCAAGAUGAGCAUUCUUACAAAGUUCAACGACACGAGAGUUAUAGAAGCAGUAAUAGACAGGUAUCACCUCCUGUUUUACGCGAGGAAGGUGGACGAAGAAGAUCAAACUCGCUGGAACCCCAAGCAUACGAUAAUGUCACAUCUCCUUUUCAUUCAACCUACGAUAAUCUGAGACCUGACGAUUUCGACGACCAAGGCGCUUUCGCGACAAGACUUGUCUCUGGUGGCAUGCCUCAUACGACUGCUCUCCUUGUAGAAGAUUGCGAACCUGACGAGAUGAUGUCGACUCCUGUAAUGCCAAAUAGGGGCUCAGGAAUAUAUCAACAUCAGGUCUCAGACACUGCAGUCCUUCACAACUUUGAUAGUGAAGAUCAUCAUGGGAAUACAUUAGUCAGAUCAAAUACCUGCCCUGUGGUUAGGACAAACCACGAUGUUCCCCUCACACCUCCCCCUCCUGUGUUGAAGAAAUACGUCGAAUGUCGAAUACCCGUGCAGUCAAGACGCGGUUUAUUUGGAAGGAAAGAUAAUUUAACAGGAAUGCCUUGUCAUUCUAAACAAGCUUUAAAGAAGCCAGUGCUCAAUAUUCGCGACAAGCAACUGAAAAAGGAAGCUAUAGAAAUGUUCAAACUUGUCUUGGUUUAUAUGGGAGACAAGAGUAGUCAAAAUAAAGAAUGUGAUGUUGCUUUGUGGGAGAUCGUAACGAAAGCAUGGGCGAACCAACCUUUAAGAGAUGAGCUUUAUUUCCAAUUGAUUAAACAAACCACUGACAACAACAGUUCGUAAGUGUUGAUUUAUCUUUCAAAAGGUUGGGAACUUAUGGCUGUAUGUUUGUCGAUGUUUGCUCCAUCUGCAAAAUAUCAUAGUUAUCUCGAUGGAUAUGUUUCUAAUCAUUUGAAAGACAGCCAUCAACCGACCAAUAAAAUAUUAGAACAAGAAAUCUCGAAUCGAAUCGCUCAUUACGCUCAAAAUUGUCAAUAUAAAUUAGAAAAAAUGGAAAAGACAGGUUCACGAAAAGGACAGCGACAACCAACACUUGAGGAAGUUCGCUCAGCCAAACGAGCAAUAUUCCAUCCGUCCAUGUUUGGCAGUACCUUGGAUGAUACAAUGGCGAUGCAGCAACAUAAAUUUCCUGAUCAUAAACUUCCUUGGAUUCUUACUUGUCUUACGGAACAAAUAUUAAAACAAAAUGGAACCUCUACUGAAGGCAUUUUUCGUGUACCGGGAGAUAUUGAUGAAGUGAAUGCACUCAAAGUAAAGACAGACAACUGGUGUUAUCCUGACGACUGCAACGAUCCAAAUGUUGCUGCGUCACUUUUGAAGCAAUGGUUCAGAGAACUUAAGGAUCCAUUACUUGAUGAAUGUGUUUAUGAAAGAUGUAUUUCCAAUUGUGAUGACGAAGUAAUCUCAUGUAGUAUUGUCUCGUCUCUGCCAAAUAACAAUCGAUUUGUUUUGUGUUUUAUCAUUCGUUUCCUUCAGAUAUUUUGUCAGCCAGAAGUAAUUCGUGUCACGAAGAUGGACGUUAAUAACCUCGCUAUGGUUUGGGCGCCCAACUUUUUACGCUGUCCUUCCAACGAACCUAAAGUAAUUUACGAAAAUACUCGUAAGGAAAUGGCGUUUGUACGAACCUUACUCAAUUCAUUCGAUGCCAAAUUCAUGGAAGGCGUUAAAUAAUAGUGCAUGGAUCCCUCGUGAAUUGUUUGAACAAAAAGUAACGAAAAGAUUUCCAAUUUUUAUGGGAAAUAAGACUAAUUCAUGCUUACUAUGUAAGUAUUUUUGCGAUAUACGUGUUUAUCAAUAAUACAUUAUCUGUUUUUAAUCUUCUGCAUGCACGCUCAACUCAUGGACAAGUAAAAAAAUGUACUGGUUAUAAUAUUCAUUUUACUUGCAAAAUUUGAGUAUUACAAAUUGUGAUUUAGUUUUAAGUUCAUCACUUACGCAAAUGCUAACUUUCUUUAUAAAGAACGGCGAGAUUUAUUUUUAAAUAUACUGAAGUUGAAUUUUUGUGAAGCUAAAGAGAAACUUACGAUUAAUACUGAAAUCAAAAUCACCGUUUAAAUAUUAACGUCUGUAGAUAAUUAUUGCAACACAUGUAAUGUUAAUGUAUUGUACAGAUAUAUACAAGUUUAUUUUCUCAUGA